Molecule: messenger RNA, 561 nt
Organism: Funneliformis mosseae
Lineage: Eukaryota; Fungi; Glomeromycota; Glomeromycetes; Glomerales; Glomeraceae
Source: the annotation of a GenBank genome assembly
AUGCUACAUAAUAGUAAAGAUUUUUCAUAUUAUACACAUGUUUGUGAUUUUUUUUCAACACAAUGUAUUCCAGUUCUUGGUUAUAAACCAGAAAGGAAUACAUAUAUACGAGAUAAUCCAGUAGGUCAUAGUGACCAUGGCUUAAAGGAUGAAUGGCAUGAAUAUAGAGAUGGUGAAAUGAAUAAGGAGGCGGAGGAAGCUCUAAACAAAGAACUUGAUGAAGGGAAAUUGUGGUCCAAAGGUCAAACAUUCACUGAAGUAACUCCUAAUGGAGUGAUACGGAAAGUUGAAGAAAAAAUUUGCUAUCCCGAAGAUGCAAACUCGAAUGAAGCUCAUUUAACGGUUCAUGUUAUUUCUAACUAUGAUCCAUCCUCAGGAAAUCAUUCUGUUAAUCGACAUGCUCACUUUACUGUUCAAAACAAAGAAGAAACGAAGUACUCAAUUGGAAUAGACAAUCAGGAGGCGGUUCAAUUCAUUGAACUUCACAAUAGGGGAGUUGAUACCAGUGCAUUUGAGAGAGUUCAUAAAGCACAGGAAGAAGGAAAUGACUACGGAUGGUAA